UAAGCACAACGCGUCCAGGAAACUUGAAGUCAUUUGGUGUUUUUUUUUUUGUAUUUUAAACAUUAUCAGUUGUUGUAUAGUGUUUGCUUAUUGAAGUUUUGUAUCUUUUAUUUAUUUUCCUCAAAAUCAGUGCCGGCUGAAAAAAUGAAGAUGUGUUGGAAUUUUUUGACAAUUUUUGUUAUAAGUUCAACUCUAUCAUAUUCAUUGGCAGAUUACUACACAUGCUCUCCAUCAAUAACAAUCAAUCCACCGGCCAAUAUUUCAAAUGCGUGGUUUUAUCCAAAUGGUUGGAAUGCUACUCUUCCUGAUCCAGGCUAUGCUGCAGGACAGAAUUGUUCAUGGAUUAUCAAUGUCCCGAAAGGGAUGUUCGCAUCUCUAAACGUGGAAGCAUCAACAGAUCCACAGUCUUCUCUUAUCGUAACUGACUCAGUGAACUAUUCGACAAAAAUCACGUCAUCUGACUUGGAACCAUUUUAUUUGAUGGACCCAUCAUUCACAAUCACCCUUCAAGCUAAUCAAGUUGGAACGUUUGCAAUGAGAGUUUACUGGCGUGAAAUUCCACAAGUUUUCCCAUCAUCUUGGAAUGUUCAUGCCAAUUCGACGCCAUUGGCAUUAUAUGCAGGCGAUUUUGAUAACUCAACCGUUAUUCAGGCUGAUACACGUGUUUCCCUCCUUGCAACUUAUCCUUCCGCAAGUCUCGAUUUUACGCCCAUCCUCAGAGCCACACAAGUUUAUGACGGUCCAUCAAUUAAUUCGACUCAUCUGGGAAAUUUGUAUCAAGUUCUGGUCUCAAAAAAUAAAUUGGUCUCAAAUGGAACAUAUCUGACACUAUACAGUCUCCUUCCUGGAACAUUCGCUAUGGGAAACGCGGUUAUACUUCAAGACUACUCUAAUGUGAAACAAUUCAAGUCAUACAAAGCGACUUAUUGUCUAAUGCCAGAUUUGUGUCCGAUAGCUCUUGAUGCAACUAACGGAACUGCUGCAGCCAUUCAUAUAAGUGGUCCGCUUUUUGUAACGCAGCUUUCAAUGCCAACAACUAACAAACUCUCGGUCUACGCAAAUUAUUUCACCGAUUCUAAUAAGCUUGCCGAUUACUCAUAUUCGAAUUCCCUGACCAACCUUCCUCAAAAAUUUAGAGGAAAGUUCACGACAUUUGUUCUGGACCAAGAUCAAGCUUCGUUUUACUUAGUUUAUAAUGCAAUUAAAGCUGGCUGGAGCCCUGCUGCUCAAGGACGUCGUGGAUUUUUCGCCUCUGCUAAUUUUGGAGUAAUGGAUUCAAAGCAAGAUUUUGAUGACCAAGUAACUGCAACAAAGUAUUCAAAUAUCAGUUACACAGUCAAUCGAGCUGCAAUUGUGGGACAAUCAGCUCUCAGUGUGACCAUCACCAACAAACAGAAACCUGUAAUAAAUAACGUAUACACGGUGUCCAACUUUCCAGGAGGACCCGUUUAUGCCUUCGGUGACUCAAUUUCCGUUAGUUACAAAUCAAACGGUGGUAUCUCUUCUGGACCGUUUAUAUCAUUUGGAUUUGACAACUCUGCAUCAUCACAAGGAAUUCUCGUCACGGUCGUCGUAUCGAUUUGGAUGGCGAUCAUUUUAUAGUUUUUUUUUUUUAAUUUUAUUUUUGAUUUUGUUUGAUUCAAUAAAAUUAUUGUAUUGUUU
Caenorhabditis elegans is the source of this 1662-nucleotide messenger RNA. RefSeq names its product CUB-like domain-containing protein (gene ZK896.4). The record is from RefSeq and is marked reviewed. NCBI's taxonomy places the organism in Eukaryota, Metazoa, Nematoda, Chromadorea, Rhabditida, Rhabditidae. Bases 145 to 1602 code for a protein of 485 amino acids. The transcript is spliced from 11 exons.